Molecule: messenger RNA, 1571 nt
Organism: Vitis vinifera (wine grape)
Lineage: Eukaryota; Viridiplantae; Streptophyta; Magnoliopsida; Vitales; Vitaceae
Product: 11-beta-hydroxysteroid dehydrogenase A-like
Exons: 3
Coding region: 404-937 (177 amino acids)
Source: RefSeq, a predicted model, not a curated record
CAAGAGCUCUAUCUUGAAAGUAACAUAAUGAGAAUUUCAAUUCGAUUGCGACAAUCCAUAGAGAAAUGUGUAAAUUCACUAACAGUUUUCAGUCGAUUCAGUGGAAUAAGGGUUCGAAUAGAAAUGGAAGAUUUUAUGACAUUCAUGAAGAUACACAGCUAUCAUAAAUUCAGUUAAUUUGGUAACUUAGUGGUACUUCAAAUCAAUCCUUAAGUCUACUCCAAAUGGUCUUUCUGGAACCCGGACAAAAGCCCUUAGGCAAUUCCAAAAGAUGCAAGUGGGGGAGGCAGUUUGAACCACGUGUAACGAGCCUUGCAUGCAAGGCUGCUACAGUGCCAUCUUCCUUUCCUCAUUGUAACUCGACCUUUCUCUCCCCCACUUUACUAGGGCUACCAGCUAAGCCAUGAAUUUCAUUCACAAGGUCCUCAACAUUGCGCUUCAUUCUAUGGGCCUCAUAACACUUCUCUUCUUCCUACUUUCAUUCCUGUCCUUCAAUUCCCUUUUCUUUAUCCUAAGAUCCCUACUCAGCGAAGAUGUGGCCGGAAAAGUUGUACUCAUCACAGGAGCAUCUUCAGGCAUUGGAGAGCACCUGGCUUACCAGUAUGCGAGAAGAGGUGCUUGUUUAGUCCUUGUUGCCAGAAAGGAGAAGAGUAUCCAAGAAGUUGCAGACAGGGCUCGUAGCUUGGGCUCCCCUGAGGUUUUAGUGAUCCGUGCAGAUGUUUCCAAGGUUGAAGUUUGCAAGAGUUUUGUUGAUGAAGCAGUGGAACACUUCCGACGAUGUUCAAAUGAGCGUCAUCCCUGUAGAGUCAGCAGAAAGGUGUGCAAAUGCAAUUGUAAACAGCACUUGACGUGGGGAAAAAUACCCAACAGAGCCAUCAUGGGUCAAGAUAACACUUCACUGGAAAGCCUUUUGCCCUCAGAUUGUAGAGUGGUGUAGCCACUUGCUAUUAAUCACUAAACCUGGGACUUCUGAGAGAGAAGCACCUAGCAAGAAGAUAUUGGACCUAACUGGAGCAAAGAAGUUCUUGUACCCAACUUCAAUCCAAUCUCCUGAGCUCAAAGUCGAUCGAGGUGUCAAAGCUUAGGUCUUUUGAUGUGUGUCAUAGCUCUGGUUAAUAAACGUCCUCUGCAUUCUACAUUUGGGGUGCAUUCUCCAUGUAGGGAGUGUUCAACAUGUGAAGGUCUCCCACGAAGGGAGUGUUCUAUGAGUAGGGACUAUUUUGCUGAUAAUGUUCCACAUAUCAUUGUGUGUGAAGCAAGGAAGAUUAACUAAUACAUUUGGAAUGUGUUCCAUACGGAGGGUGGAUUCUUCUUAUAGUGAGUGUUAUAUUCGUAGGAUGUAGAGUAAAAGGCAUUAAUAUAUGUCUCUCUAUUGAUAUUUGGUUGAUUCAAAUUAGCAGAGUAUAAGAUAUUGGCAUGCGUGAGUGUGGAACAAUAAACACCUAUUAAAGAAAAAGGUGAGAAACAAUAAACGUUCUGUUGUAUAUGUAGGGAGUGUUCUCGUAUAGGCUGUUUCCUACAUGUACGAUGUGUUCUAUAUCAGAUGUGUAAACAUAUUCUACAACAAGAGA